AACUGAGCAGGUAUCAGAAAAACGUCGUGUAUGUGUACAGGAUAUGAAGCAUUCGACAAGCUCAUGUUUUUCGAUACCAUCACUAUGAAAGGAAAUUUUUAAAAUGGCAGACAAAGUUUUUGUGAAAGUAAACGAAGGCAGAAUUAGAGGGUUUAAAAAAAUUUCUAGUUUUUCCCACGUCGAGUACUGUUGUUUUUUAGGAGUGCCUUAUGCUCAAUCCACUGAAGAGCAUAAUCGAUUCAAGGAUCCGGUUAAAAUAAAACCAUGGAACGGCGUUUUAGAUGCUACACAAGAAAAAGAGGGUUGCAGACAGUUCGCCAUAACUUUGAAAUGUAUUACAGGUUCAGAGGAUUGCUUGUAUAAUAAUAUCUACACUACCAAACUUCCUACGAAUGGAGAACCUCUGAAACCUGUAAUUGUCAACAUCCAUCCAGGAGGCUUUAUUUUUGGUUCACCAGAUCCCAGUCGUUAUGGAUCUCCAGAAUUCAUCAUGCAUCAUGACAUUGUUUACGUUACCAUUGGCUACAGAAUACAUAUUUUAGGAUUUUUGAAUCUUGGACUGAAAGAAUGCUCGGGUAAUCAAGGUCUAAAAGAUAUAAUCAUGAGUUUAGAAUGGAUAAAAAAAAACAUCCACUCCUUUGGAGGAGAUCCCAAUAACAUAACUGUGAUGGGAAGUAGCAGUGGAUCAGCAAUUGUACAUUUUUUAAUGCUAUCUCCUCGAGCUAAAGGUUUAUUUCAUAAGGCAAUAAUGAUGGGAAUGCAUGUGUUAAACCCAACCCUACUGACUCAACGUGAAAAUGUCACAUCUGCUUUCGAAAUAGCGAAAUUUUUAGGAUACGAAGGAACCUCCGAGAAUAGGAGAAAAUUAUUGUCUUUUUUGAAAACAGUUGACAUCGAUACUGUGAUAUUAAUGAAAUUAGAAUCUGUGUAUCGUAAUGUUCAAAUACCAAUAUUUCCUGCUUCGCCAUUUGUACCAACUCAAGAUCAAGGUAAUAAUGCCAUAGUGCCUUUAUCCCCAGAAGAAUUGGUACCUUCGACAGCAAGGAUACCACUGAUGGUUGGUUUUUGUGAUAAAGAAGCUGCAAUGGUUUUUACCAACGAAAAAUAUAAAAAUAUGCUCGUUAAUAACUUAUAUUCAAUUGUUACUCAAAAUCCGUGGGGAUGGGGACGAAAUCUGGCAGAUGACGACAUAAAGCUGAUCAAAAAGAAAUCCGAAUCAUUUUAUUUAAAUGGCGAAUCUACUGGAAAAGCAAACAUGUCUGAUAAAUGUGAUAUAAUGACCGAUAUUGCCUUAUCUGAUGUGUACAGCUCGCUGAUUGAUAUAGUUUCUGAUGAUCAUUCGCCGGUCUAUGUUUAUAAAUUUAAUUACGAAGGCAGUGUUCCUAAAGUGAAAGACGCUGUAGUGUUGCAACUGGAUGGGCCUUUGGAGGGAACUGUACACGCGGACGAUUAUUGCUAUUGGAGUUUAGUGAAAGAUUACAAGAACAAAAAUGAUUAUUUAAUCACACCAAAAAGCAGUGAAAUGAUCGAAACAUUCACCAAACUCAUUUGUACUUUCGCCGAAACAGGAGAUCCAAAUUAUGGAAAGUUGAAUAUUCGAUGGGAACCUUCAACCGUAGAAAACCCAUGUUAUUUGAGAAUCGACGAAAAAUUUGAAUUAAUCGACGGUAAAUUGAAUGGAAAAAGAAUGCAAUUUUGGGAAAAUUUGAAAAAAGAAUUCGCAAAUUAAUUCAUUUAAUAUCUUCUAUGCUCUCUAAUUCGCAAUUUUAAAAAUGUAUGUAAACUGUUACGUGAUUUUGUACAUAAAAUAUUCAUUUUGUUUAAAUAAGUAUUCAUCAAGAGCGUUCAUUUUCAAAAAAAAAAAUCCGAAAAUUUUCUAAGAAUUUUAUAGAUGUUAAAUGCGAUAGCCGAUUCAAUAAAUCCUCCGG
This is a messenger RNA of Planococcus citri (citrus mealybug), 1928 nucleotides long. Its product is annotated as esterase FE4-like. The transcript has 10 exons. Gene Ontology annotation, molecular function: serine hydrolase activity. Bases 104 to 1729 code for a protein of 541 amino acids. The record is from RefSeq and is a predicted model, not a curated record. Lineage: Eukaryota; Metazoa; Arthropoda; Insecta; Hemiptera; Pseudococcidae.